CUAACGCCGAUCGAUCGCACAGUUUGAGCCACCAUCGAAAUUUUACCAACUGGUAUCUUAAGUUCAUAGACUCUUAUCGCGCAGUGAUUGUAUUUGUGAACUCCUGGUUGUGUGUUUUAGAUACUAUACUAAUUAGUUAAUACUUAGUUUUUUUUUUACUUGUUCAGUGUUUGAUUUUUUUUUUUUUAUUUUUUUCUGGUUUAAUUCCGAGUGUUGUGGAAAUUAAGUAUCCGCAACUUGAGAUGACGGUUACGACAAACUAUUCUAUGAUGAGACCAUGUUUUACUGGAUAUUCUUAUCAAGAUCUUGGAUCAAUACCAGGACAGGGAAGAGUUAAUCAAUUGGGUGGUGUUUUUAUUAAUGGAAGGCCGUUGCCGGGAUCGGUGAGGAUGAAGAUUGUCCAGUUGGCAGCAUCCGGAGUCCGACCUUGUAAUAUAUCAAGACAGCUACGAGUCUCCCAUGGAUGUGUGUCAAAAAUCCUGAACCGCUACCAAGAAACCGGUAGCAUCCGACCCGGAGUAAUCGGCGGCAGCAAGCCGCGAGUCGCUACUCCAGAAAUCGAGAAUCGAAUAGAAGAAUAUAAACGUAAGAACCCUUCAAUAUUUUCUUACGAAGUCCGCGAUCGUUUGGUCGAAGAUGGUCUUUGCGAUCGCACUACAGUUCCGAGUCUUUCAGCAAUAUCACGGCUUCUGCGCAACCGAGAUCCCCAAGACGAGGGCGCCGUUAAAUUACCCGACGGUAAGACAAGUUCAGGAUCUGACUGCGAAAGCGAACCAGGAAUUCCACUGAAACGUAAGCAGCGGCGUAGCCGAACAACUUUUACAGCGCAACAAUUAGAUGAACUUGAGCGAGCAUUCGACCGAACUCAGUACCCGGAUAUUUACACCCGCGAAGAGUUGGCUCAGAGGACCAAGUUAACAGAAGCGAGGAUCCAGGUCUGGUUCAGCAACCGCCGGGCGAGACUGCGUAAGCAAAACGCGUCUGAAAGCUCUGGUUACAUGGCCUCCACUUAUCCAGCCAACAGCUCUUACAUCCUGCAUCCAACAGCAUCUUCAGGUCACUCCGCAGCUACCGCUGCUGCCACAGCAGUCGCGAGUCUCCCGAGUCAUCCAAUGCAGACUCACGGUCAAGAAUCCGCGUUUACUUCUUCUGCCCAAGAUCUAUACCCAGCGCAUUCUUACCCAACACUUCUGACCCCCGGAUCAUCAGGCCAUCAGCAUCACCAGCAGCCGUACCAGCAGAGUCACCACCAUCAGCUGCCACCAACUCCCAAUUCCCUCAACAUGAUGCCGGACCAGUUGUCGUCUUCCACUGAUUUGUCCAUCGGCUCGGUCUCUCCCAUUCACCAGCACCCGCAUUCUCAUCCUCACCCUCACCCUCAUCCCCUUCAUCAUGACCCUCAUUCUCAGCAUCAACACCAGAGGCUCCAGGUUCAGAUUCAAAGCCAGACUCAGGCUCAGACUCAGACUCAUCCCCCGCAGCCGAGUCAGGGCGAGUCUCCACCAGCUUGGAAUCUUCCCAUCAACGCUCCUCGUCACAGUCCUCCAGCUCUACAGCAUCCUUACCAUCAUCAUCAUCAAUCUUUUGCUGGCUAUCCGCCGAAUAGUUUCCAGCAGUCACCUGGAGCUUACUGGUACUCAUAG
This is a messenger RNA of Microplitis demolitor, 1643 nucleotides long. RefSeq names its product protein gooseberry. The record is from RefSeq and is a predicted model, not a curated record. Gene Ontology annotation, biological process: regulation of transcription by RNA polymerase II; anatomical structure development. NCBI's taxonomy places the organism in Eukaryota, Metazoa, Arthropoda, Insecta, Hymenoptera, Braconidae. Gene Ontology annotation, molecular function: DNA-binding transcription factor activity, RNA polymerase II-specific; RNA polymerase II cis-regulatory region sequence-specific DNA binding. The coding region runs from base 243 to 1643 and encodes 466 amino acids. The transcript has 5 exons.